CACAUUUUUUUCGAAGCAAAAAGUUAGAGAGAGAGAUACUCUUUUCGGGAUCAAAAAGUUUUGAGGGGGAGUUAUACUGUUGAAAACUAAAUACUAAUAUUGAUUUUUGACCUAGAUCGGACACCGCUAAGCUUUCCUCGUUCUCUGUAGUUUUUGUCUUCGAUUCGAUUCGAUUGUUUGUCUCUCUUUGUUAGGGUUUUGAGGUCCUUUUCGAGCUUGUAUCUGUGGGGGGAUUUGAAUCCUGAGGGUUUCGACGCCACCUUACAUUCUGCCGACGAGAUUCAGUCGGAGGAUCCAAAUGCCGCUAGAAUUCUAUGUGAACAGGCGUAUACUAUGACACAGAGCCUGUAACCCAACAGCGAUGGUAUAGGUGUUCUUCAAUCCAAAACUGGUUUGAUGUCGGUGUCUCUGUGAUUAAGAGGCAGAGAAGUCUGGUCGUUCCUUCUUCACCAGUUCCAGACUUCCAGUAAUCCCAAUGACAAUAAGAAGAAGUGAUCGUGUCAGAAAAAAGAAAUUCCUUACCAAUUCUGAUCCUGCAAUUCAUGAGAUCGAUGACGAGCCAUAUGCAAAACACAGGACAUGCUGGAGGCAUAUCGCUGCACAUAUGAGUGGUUUAAAAAAGAAGUUGCCUAUGAAAGAGUUGGAUAGAUAUAAACUGACAGCUCCUUGUUUCUACGAGAUGUGUAAGCACUCUGAAAGAUCUCCAAGAAGAAUCAAGUGCAAGUAUUUAGUCUCUAAGCUACGGAAGAAGCUGGAUUCCAGGGUAUUUGGACUUUACUUAGAAGACUUGUGGAAGAGCUUCUCAGAUGAUAAAAAGAACCCCUUUAUGUACUUGGAUUGUCUAUGGUUCAGCAUGUAUACGACUGCCCAUCUUCGAAGCAAUGUUCUGACAUGGAUUCAGACGAAGCAUAUUUUCUCGAAGAAGUACGUGUUUGUUCCCAUCAACCGUUGGAGCCAUUGGUAUCUGUUGAUAUUUUGCAAUUUUGAUGAGAAUCUUGAAUCGCAAACUGGGAAGAAAGCAUUCAUGUUGCUGCUUGAUUCACUACAGACAGCCGGCUCAAGGCAGCUUGAACCUGACAUAAGAAGAUUCGUGUUGGAUAUAUACAAAACGGAGGGGAGAACCCAGAACUUGAGUUUGGUUUCCAAGAUUCCUCUCUUUGUGCCAGAGGUUCCGCAGCAGAGAAACGACGUAGAAUGUGGCAGUUUUGUUCUCUACUACAUAAAUCGGUUCAUAGAAGAUGCCCCUGAGAGCCUCAACCCAUAUUUUAUGAACAAGGACUGGUUUGGCCACGAAGCAUUGGACGAUUUCCGCAACAAGCUCGAUUCUUUAGGAGCCAUCGUGUAGGCAGCAAAGUAGAGAGUUCUGAUAGAGGAUCGAUUCUGAAUACAGUUAGUGGUCAAGUAGACCGGUAAUGGUCAGGGGAUUUUCUCGGGAAAAUUUACGAUUUUCCGUGUAACCGAGUCUGGUUUCUUGUGCAAAUUCCGGUCUCGCUUGUUUCGUAAUUCCUUCUUGGGGAUGAGUUUGUAUGAACUUUUUAGAAAAUUACCUUUACACCCCAAACGUUUAUUUAUUCUC
Messenger RNA from Tarenaya hassleriana, 1576 nucleotides. Its product is annotated as ubiquitin-like-specific protease 1D. Bases 476 to 1345 code for a protein of 289 amino acids. The transcript is spliced from 9 exons. NCBI's taxonomy places the organism in Eukaryota, Viridiplantae, Streptophyta, Magnoliopsida, Brassicales, Cleomaceae. Gene Ontology annotation, biological process: proteolysis. The record is from RefSeq and is a predicted model, not a curated record. Gene Ontology annotation, molecular function: cysteine-type peptidase activity.